This is a messenger RNA of Aethina tumida (small hive beetle), 1361 nucleotides long. RefSeq names its product putative odorant receptor 71a. The record is from RefSeq and is a predicted model, not a curated record. Gene Ontology annotation, molecular function: olfactory receptor activity; odorant binding. The transcript has 5 exons. NCBI's taxonomy places the organism in Eukaryota, Metazoa, Arthropoda, Insecta, Coleoptera, Nitidulidae. Bases 42 to 1274 code for a protein of 410 amino acids. Gene Ontology annotation, cellular component: plasma membrane. Gene Ontology annotation, biological process: sensory perception of smell; detection of chemical stimulus involved in sensory perception of smell.
UUGAAAUGCAAAGAGAUUAAAUUACAUGCAUUCAGGUCAAAAUGUUGAAACGUGUAGGUUUGUCCGCCGCUCAGGAUUUCUUCUUUUUGAACCGUUGGAUUAUGAAAUUCGCCGGGCUUUGGUUGCCCGACAGUCAAAAUCCCAAUGUUCAAACGGCAUAUAAAAUUUACGCCGUCUUCGUUUUCGUAUUUGUGAACUUGUACUUCACGGCCACCGAAUUCGUGAGUCUCCUUUACACCUACAAAGAUUUGAACGAGUUCAUUAAGAACAUCAAUUUUGCUCUGACGCACUUAAUGGGAGCUGUAAAAGUCGUUUUCUGGUACUUCAACGGUUACAAGAUGCAACGGAUCAUUAAAGUGUUGGAAGAAGCCGAUUACUACGAAGAAUCGGGCCAGUUCAAGCCGAAGGAGUUGUACGACGAUUUUAGGAUUCUGGGAAUGAAAACGACGAUAGUGUUUUUCUUGUUCGCUCACUCGACUUUGAGUGCGUCGUAUCUUCCUCCGACUUUCAUAGCAUUGAAAUACCUGUUUGCUGAUUCGUGGGAAGGAUUACCGGAAAAUUUGCCAUAUUAUUGUUGGAUGCCGUUCGCUUACGACACACCGAAACUCUAUCUGCUUGCCUUGGGUUAUCAGGCUGGUCCUAUGUUUUCUUACGCCUACAGCAUCGUGGGUAUGGACACCUUAAUCAUGAACAUCCUGAAUUUUAUCUCGUAUCAUCUGAGUCUGAUACAAAGAGCGUUUCUGACCAUUGCCGAAAGGACUCUGGAGGAUCCUUGUAGGAGCAAACUUACAAAGGAGGAGGAUGAAAUGAUAAACCGUGAAGCGGUCAAGAUUUGCAGACACGUCCAAGUCAUCAGAAGGAUAUGCAUGGAGUUAGAGGCAACUCAACGCUAUCUAACCUUUUGUCAAGGGAUGGCCACGUUGUUCAUACUGUGCACGUGCCUGUAUCUUGUCUCUACGACGCCGGUGUUUAGUGAAGAGUUUUACGCCGAGGUAAUUUACUUUGUCGCAAUGGGUUUUCAGGUUUUCUUGUAUUGUUGGUUCGGCAAUGAAGUUACAUUGAAGGCACAAGAGGUGCCCAUGUACAUUUGGAGAAGCAAUUGGUACGCCACUAAUAAAAAAUUCAAAGAAACAAUGGUUUAUACCAUGUUAAUUAUGAAGAGAUCUAUUUAUUUCAGCUUUGGCAAUUUUGUUCCUUUAACUUUGCAGACAUUCAUGAAUAUAUUAAAGACAUCUUACUCAUUCUUUGCCGUAAUUAAUAAUUCAGAGAAGUAAACUUCUUUAAAAUGUUUUUGUAGUUGUCACGUAUUAAUUUUAAUAUUAGUAACACUUGUUAAAUAGAGUAGUAUGUAAUUCAAUAAA